Molecule: messenger RNA, 1867 nt
Organism: Impatiens glandulifera
Lineage: Eukaryota; Viridiplantae; Streptophyta; Magnoliopsida; Ericales; Balsaminaceae
Product: type I inositol polyphosphate 5-phosphatase 4-like
Exons: 7
Coding region: 271-1689 (472 amino acids)
Biological process (GO): phosphatidylinositol dephosphorylation
Molecular function (GO): phosphatidylinositol-3,4,5-trisphosphate 5-phosphatase activity; phosphatidylinositol-4,5-bisphosphate 5-phosphatase activity; inositol-polyphosphate 5-phosphatase activity
Source: RefSeq, a predicted model, not a curated record
UCAGUCUAAGAAAAUUUGACCUAUCAUGAAAACUGGUUCUCAGUCUUUGUAAUUAUCGACUUAAACUAAAGAGGGCGAAUUCGGAUUUUCUUGCGAUUCUCAAUUUCUCAUUUUAUCAAAGGCGAUCAACCCAAUGAUCCAUUUGCUGUAAAACAACUAUCUUUAGCCAGGAGGAUCAUCGUUAAUCAUAUACUACACUUCUCAUCCAUUCGUCACAUCAAUCAAUACAUACUCCAUGAUUACACUUUCAUAUUUACAGACUGAUUAAUUAUGGAUAACGACUCUACGAAGCCAGCGGCGAAGAGGGUUCAUGGCUGGUGGUUUAGGAAGAAGAGAAAGCACAAGAAGAGAUCUGAUCCAUUCUAUCUUGGUCUUGUUACAGAUGGUGGAGAAGAUCAUGACAACGAUGAAUUUGUUAGUAAUUCCAUUAGCUCUACUGCUAAUGAUCCAUGCCCAUCAAUCAAUGAACUAAAAGUGUUUGUAGGUACUUGGAAUCUUGGUGGUAGGUCCCCUUCUGGAUGUUCAGCAACUGAUAUAGAUGAAUGGCUGAAUCUGAAGGAUGCUGCAGACAUAUACAUUAUAGGAUUUCAAGAAAUUGUUCCUCUGGUAGCCAGAAAUGUAAUUGGAACAGAAGAUCUAACUGUUGCCACAAACUGGAGUAUGCUAAUUGGGCAAACACUUAAUCCAACCACAAGUGACGGUUAUCAGUACCUAGGAGUUUCACACUCGGAUAAGAAAGAUAAAGUUAAUCGUCGCUUCUGGGCUACUCCAGGAAGAAAUCAGUCUAAGGAUCAAAACAUGGAGAAGUAUCAAUACAGUAGAUACAAGCUAAUUGCAAGUAAGAAGAUGGUUGGAAUUUUCGUCAGUGUUUGGAUAAAGAGGGAAAUAGAUAUAAGAUACCAUGUAUCAAAUGUGAGAUUCUGUUCGGUGGCUUGUGGAAUCAUGGGUCGUUUAGGAAACAAAGGAUCAGUUUCAGUUAGCUUGUCAAUUGAAGGAACCACUUUUUGCUUCAUUGUUGCUCACCUAGCAUCUGGUGAAAAAAAGGGAGAUGAAGGAAGAAGGAAUCACCAAGUCUCCGAGAUAUUUAAGCGAACAUCUUUUCCUCGAUUGUCUCGAGAUAAUGGUGAUUUUCAUCCACCGACCAUUCUGGGGCAUGAUCGGAUAUUCUGGUUUGGGGAUUUAAACUACAGACUAUAUUUAGAAGACAACUCAGCCAGGCAAUUGAUAAAGAAAGAAGAUUGGAUGGCACUUCAAAAGUUUGAUCAGCUUCGGAAAGAACUGGAAGAUGGUGGAACAUUUCACGGUUGGAAAGAGGGAAAUAUAGAGUUUGCUCCUACUUACAAGUAUUCAUCAUCAAAUUGCAACAGGUAUUCUGGUGGCCUUCCAAGCAAAGCAGGAGAAAAGCAAAGGACCCCAGCAUGGUGUGACAGGAUUCUGUGGUAUGGGAAAGGAGUGAAGCCGCUUUCGUACUUCAGAGGCGAGAGCAAGUUUUCUGAUCAUCGUCCUGUCUCUGCACUUUUCAUGACACAGAUUGAAGAUGUUCAAUCCCAGAAUGCGAAAGUCGUUCCUUACCAACAACCCAUCCUUCCAGACAUAACAUCAUCUAAACUAGCUAAAUCAGGGAACAAAGAAGAUGGGUCAUCGAGGACAUUAAUGACCUUGCUGAAAUGUGAAACAGAAACAUCAUAAGGAUACAAUGUAUGCAACAUUAUCAUAUCACAACAGGGCAAAGAGAUAUGUUGUGUACAGAUUGUACAGUGUGUGUUGCAUUCUGAUCAUUUUUCUUUUCAUUUAUCUCCAUUCUUUAACUAUGAAACUAAAGCGCAUAUAGAGAAAUCAUAUAGGACCUAUUUUUACAUUGAUAAAA